CUAAAAAACCUAAAAUGAGCAUCGCCGUAGAGCACGCUAAGGAAUGGGACUGGCCCCUUCAGCACAAUGAUGACAGCGUGAAGGUCAUGGAAGACGAUAGGAAGUUCUCGGUUGAACUGGAUGCGCAGUAUUUCUCCCCAAAAGAAAUUCAAGUCAAAGCUAUCGGGGAUCAGAUCCAAAUUCAAAUGGACCAUGAAGCAAGAGGAACCGAUAAGACAAUUGUCAGCAGAUCCAUCACCAGAACAUACAAUCUUCCCAGCAACGUCGAUACAAAGUCAAUCAAAAGCAACCUCGAUGACAAAGGUGUCCUCCGCAUCACAGCCGAUAAGAGCUAAACUAUUCUAUAUCACACAAUUCGCUAUUAUAUUGUAUAUGUACAGACAUAAUGUCCUUUCUUGAUUGGUUUGGUUAUAAUAAAGUGGAU
Messenger RNA from Cylicocyclus nassatus, 424 nucleotides. The record is from the annotation of a GenBank genome assembly. NCBI's taxonomy places the organism in Eukaryota, Metazoa, Nematoda, Chromadorea, Rhabditida, Strongylidae.